This is a messenger RNA of Fusarium subglutinans, 1464 nucleotides long. RefSeq names its product neutral amino acid permease. Gene Ontology annotation, molecular function: amino acid transmembrane transporter activity. Gene Ontology annotation, cellular component: vacuolar membrane. The record is from RefSeq and is a predicted model, not a curated record. Bases 1 to 1464 code for a protein of 487 amino acids. Gene Ontology annotation, biological process: amino acid transmembrane transport. The transcript has 4 exons. Lineage: Eukaryota; Fungi; Ascomycota; Sordariomycetes; Hypocreales; Nectriaceae.
AUGGCUUUAGACGAAAUCGCUGCCGUCGAAGAAGCAAACCAUUCCAACUCUGCAAACGAGAAAAAAACCACUCUUGCUGCGAGCAACUCGAACUGGUCCUCCAGGAGGAAUACCUACGUCUCGGAAGCUAUCGAGGAUGAGGUCUUUGGCCACGUUGGCGAAGGCGAACAAGGCCCCAACUACCGCGCUCUUUCGUGGAUAGGUACCAUCGUCCUCAUGACGAAAACCCAAGUCGGUCUCGGUGUCCUCACUAUUCCCAAAACGUUCCAUACCCUCGGACUCCUCCCCGGCAUCUUUAGCCUCGUAGCCAUCGCUGGCAUGACAUCUUGGUCAGGUUACAUUGUUGGUACUUUCAAACUCCGCCACCGAGAAGUGUAUGCCAUAGAUGAUGCUGGAAAAGUGAUGUUUGGCAGAGUUGGCCGCGAAAUCUUUGCUGCCAUCUUAAUGCUGAACUGGGUCUUCAUCUCUGCAUCAGCCAUGCUGGGUGUCUCGGUUGCGCUCAAUGCUAUAUCAGACCACGCCCUUUGCACCUGGGCUUUUGUCAUUGUCGCCGCUAUCAGCACGGGUCUCCUAUCCAGUAUCCGAACCCUGGGCAGAAUAGGAUGGAUUGCAUGGGUUGGUGUUGCCGGCAUAAUGAUCGCCAUCUUCUCUGUUACCAUCGCUGUUGGAGUCGAAAGGAGGAAAGAUCCAGCGGUUACUCAAGGAGACUCGGCGACAUUCAGGCUUAUCAACAACCCUCCAUUUGCCGAUGCCAUGGCAGCAGUCUCUAGCCACAUCUUCGCCUACGCCGGCGUGCCCGCCUACUUUCCCAUCAUCGCCGAGAUGCGAGAGCCGGAGCAUUACACAUCAGCGCUUAUCUGGUCGCAGAGCAUUAUGACUGCUGUCUACGUUGUGAUUGGGUUUGUUAUGUACUGCUUCGUCGGCUCCGAGGUUGCAUCUCCUGCUCUGGGUUCCGCAGGGAAAAUCAUGAAGAAGGUGGGCUUCGGAUUUGCUCUGCCGGGCCUUUUAGUCAGUGCCAUGAUUGUCACUCAUUUAUCAGCAAAAUACAUCUUCCUUCGUGUCCUCCGCAACUCUGAUCACCUCCACCGCAACAAUCUCAUUCACUGGGGUACCUGGCUUGGCUGCAUUGGCGGCAUAACUAUUCUCGCCUACAUCAUAGCCAGCGCUAUUCCCGUGUUUGAUCCUCUUGUGUCAUUGAUUGGUGCAUCUUUCGGUGUCUUCCUUUGCUUCCAGCCCUUCGGAUUUAUGUGGCUAUACGACAACCGGAGAUACAGGAGCCGCAGCCUCAGGUGGAGAGGAAAGAUGGCCUGGAGCGUAUUCAUCAUCAUUAUUGGCACCUUCCUCAUGAUUGGUGGUAUAUUUGGCUCUAUUGACGGCCUCAUUUCUGCCACUACGAAUGGAGAUGGUGGCCCUUGGAGUUGUGCCGAUAAUUCUGACCCUCCUAACUCAACGAACACUCCCUAA